Caenorhabditis elegans is the source of this 900-nucleotide messenger RNA. RefSeq names its product Serpentine receptor class gamma (gene srg-45). Lineage: Eukaryota; Metazoa; Nematoda; Chromadorea; Rhabditida; Rhabditidae. Gene Ontology annotation, molecular function: transmembrane signaling receptor activity. The record is from RefSeq and is marked reviewed. The transcript is spliced from 5 exons. The coding region runs from base 1 to 900 and encodes 299 amino acids. Gene Ontology annotation, biological process: sensory perception of chemical stimulus. Gene Ontology annotation, cellular component: membrane.
AUGAACGGAAACCUAACUACUUUCAUUUCUUCUGUUAUUUAUGGUAUUCCAUCCGUAGCACUUUAUAUCACAACUUGCAUAGUUAUUAUCAAAAACAAUAAAUUAUUUGAUUCAUCGUUUUACCAAAUUUUUAUGUUUGACGGAUUUAUGAACAUUUUCACCUACAUAAUGGGACUCGUCUUCAUGCGACUUACCAGUAUAACGUGUUAUAACUGUUUGAUGGCACCAAUUUUCAGACACAUAGGUAAUUUUUUGCCCUUAACAUUUAUGGGUACAAUGGCUUAUCAUAUGGCAUAUGUUCAAUACGCUUUAACAACUCUUGUUUCUUUGAAUCGGUUGACAGUAUUGUUUAAGUAUAACAUUUUCGAACCGAUUUGGAAAAAAAUUACAUGGUUAUUUAUUCUAGUUGCUUAUUUUGUUCCCUUUCUCAACACUCAUAUUAUUUUUCAAAAUAAAUUCACAAUUGACUAUCUCAACGAAAGCGACUCUUACACAUUGCAAACCCCAAAUAUGCCAUUCAUAGAAAUUUACAAUGUAUUAAUUCCAUUUAUGUGCAUUUGUAUGGCAAUUUCAAUUCUUUCCAAUACUACAAGUGUCAUAUUUUUACGAAAUCUGAAUAUUCAAAGAAAAAAAGCGGAAACAAACUUUUUACUCAUAAUGUCUAUAACAUGUUUAGUCCAACUUAUUGGAACAAUAAUUUCUAUUGCUUUAUUGAAGUGCAACUAUUGUUCUAUGUUAUCAUAUCUUACAAUGGUUCUACCAUUUGUUAGUGACGGUUUAUCUUUGGUGCAACCUUGGCUGUUGAUUUGUUUUAGUAAAACUAUGAGAAAAGAAAUUUUGAUAUUGUUUGGUAUAAAACCUAAAGCAACGAUUCUCCAAGUACGAUCUUUGACAAACUAA